AUGCCUAUUGCCAACGGUGACUCACUGGGACGGGCCAUGCCAGCCGAGUUCCAGGACUACACAAAGGCCCUGGAGGUCCUGGAAAACGACUACAGCGCCCGCGAUGGUCUUGAUGUCGAUACGCUCCUUGAUUCCGACAAGCACGGUGCCUUGACCUACAAUGACUUCCUUGUUCUGCCGGGAUAUAUCGGCUUUCCUGCUUCCGAUGUCUCUUUGGACACCCCCGUCACCAAGCGUGUCACAUUGAAGGCUCCCCUUCUGUCGUCACCCAUGGACACUGUCACCGAGCACAACAUGGCCAUUCACAUGGCUCUUUUGGGUGGCUUGGGUGUCAUCCACCACAACUGCGCUCCGGAAGACCAGGCCGAGAUGGUCCGGAAGGUCAAGCGUUACGAGAACGGCUUUAUCUUGGAUCCAGUCGUCCUUUCUCCCAAGACUACUGUCGGAGAAGCAAAGGACCUGAAGGCCAAGUGGGGUUUCGGCGGUUUCCCAGUUACUGAAAAUGGAACUCUCCGCUCGAAACUCGUGGGUAUUGUCACUACUCGUGACAUUCAAUUCCACCCCAACCUCGAUGACUCCGUCACUGCCGUCAUGUCCACCGACCUCGUCACAGCCCCUGCUGGUACCACCUUGGCUGAGGCCAACGAUGUUCUCCGUAGCUCUAAGAAGGGAAAGCUUCCGAUUGUCGAUGAGGGCGGCAACCUCGUUUCCCUUCUCUCCCGGAGCGACUUGAUGAAGAACCUCCAUUACCCCAAUGCUUCUAAGCUGCCUGCCUCCAAGCAGCUGAUCUGCUCUGCCUCUAUCGGAACACGCGAGGAGGACAAGAACAGACUGAAGCUCCUUGUCGAAGCUGGCCUUGACAUUAUUAUCCUUGAUAGCAGUCAAGGUAACAGCAAGUUCCAGAUUGAGAUGAUCAAGUUCGUCAAGCAGACCUACCCUGAAAUCGAUGUCAUCGGCGGAAACGUCGUGACUCGGGACCAAGCCGCCGCUUUGAUCGCUGCUGGUGUCGAUGGCCUGAGAAUUGGCAUGGGCAGCGGCAGUGCUUGUAUCACACAGGAGGUCAUGGCUGUCGGUCGUCCCCAGGCCCUCGCUGUCCGCCGCGUGUCCCACUUUGCCGCCCGCUUCGGUGUUCCCUGUAUCGCCGACGGUGGUAUCGAGAACGUCGGCCACAUCGUCAAGGGUCUCGCCAUGGGUGCCUCGACCGUCAUGAUGGGUGGUCUUCUCGCUGGUACCACCGAGUCUCCCGGUGAAUACUUCGUCAGCAACGAGGGUCAGCUUGUCAAGGCCUACCGUGGCAUGGGCAGUAUCGCCGCCAUGGAGGACAAGAAGGCUGCUGGUACCAAGACGGACAGCAAAGCCAGCAACGCCGGAACUGCCCGGUACUUCUCCGAGAAGGCUGGUGUCCUCGUUGCGCAGGGUGUCGCUGGUUCGGUCCUCGACCGUGGCUCCGUCACCAAGUUCAUUCCCUACCUCGUUGCUGGUGUCCAGCACUCUUUGCAGGAGAUUGGUGUCAAGAGCGUCAACGAGCUUCACGAAGGUGUGGACAAGGGCACCGUCCGGUUUGAGGUCCGCAGCGCUAGUGCCAUGGCCGAGGGUAACAUCCACGGUCUGCACAGCUACGACAAGAAGCUCUACUCAUAA
This is a messenger RNA of Aspergillus puulaauensis, 1641 nucleotides long. Its product is annotated as putative IMP dehydrogenase. Gene Ontology annotation, molecular function: IMP dehydrogenase activity. The transcript has 3 exons. NCBI's taxonomy places the organism in Eukaryota, Fungi, Ascomycota, Eurotiomycetes, Eurotiales, Aspergillaceae. The coding region runs from base 1 to 1641 and encodes 546 amino acids. The record is from RefSeq and is a predicted model, not a curated record. Gene Ontology annotation, biological process: GTP biosynthetic process. Gene Ontology annotation, cellular component: cytoplasm.